Molecule: messenger RNA, 651 nt
Organism: Saprolegnia diclina VS20
Lineage: Eukaryota; Oomycota; Saprolegniomycetes; Saprolegniales; Saprolegniaceae
Exons: 3
Coding region: 1-651 (216 amino acids)
Biological process (GO): sterol biosynthetic process
Cellular component (GO): membrane; endoplasmic reticulum
Molecular function (GO): cholestenol delta-isomerase activity; steroid Delta-isomerase activity; C-8 sterol isomerase activity
Source: RefSeq, a predicted model, not a curated record
AUGCCGUCCGUCGUCCCGCCGCAGCAGACGCUCGCCGAAGCCUUCAACAAGGUCGAGCUCUCCGAGUGGCUCUACAUGCUCGUGCCGCUCAUGCUUUUCGCGCACUUUACGAUGCUCAUUUUGACGGUCAUCAACCCCAAGCGUGCCCAUACGUUCACGGUCGGCUGGUUUGUGCUCUCGGGCUACAUCCACAGCUACCUCGAGCUCUCGUUCACGUUCUUCCGCGACAACCAGUACUUUGGCGGCGCCAUGGACCUCUACUCGGCCUCGGACUACCGCUACGGCUACCCGAUGGAAGAAGGCACGGCGGCCAUGGAGACCAUCACGGCGCUGCUCGACGGUCCAUUGUGCCUCUUGGCUGCGUACGCCUUUGUCACCAACAAGAGCUACUACCACCCGGUCGCCUUGAUUGUGAGCAUCAUGCAGCUGUACGGCUUGACGUGGUUCUGCCUCCACCCGCUCUUCUCGGAGCACUCGCACGUCUCGUCGGACCCGGGUCUCUUCUGGGUCAUCUGCGUCGGCAUGAACAUGCCGUGGAGCAUCUUCCCCAGCAUCCUCGCGUACACGUCGUUCAACGAGAUUGUUGCGCAGUUUGAACGCAACGCCAAGCCCGCCAUUGAAGCCGAGGCCAAGAAGGCCAAGAAGGCGUAA